This is a messenger RNA of Penicillium daleae, 276 nucleotides long. RefSeq lists its product as uncharacterized. Lineage: Eukaryota; Fungi; Ascomycota; Eurotiomycetes; Eurotiales; Aspergillaceae. Bases 1 to 276 code for a protein of 91 amino acids. The record is from RefSeq and is a predicted model, not a curated record. The transcript is spliced from 2 exons.
AUGAAAUUUCAAGCAACCUUUGGAACUCUGGUAACCCUCGCGGUCGCAGCCUUAGCUGUUCCAGUUGAAAAUGUCUCAGAGCGCGUGGUCUUGAGCGGAGAUCAGCUCAAGAGCAUUAUCAACGUUUUCAAGAACAGUGGAAAGCCCGACAUUCUUGCUCCAGAUCAAACCAUCUCUUGCUCUGUGGCUUAUACCCUUGCGCUGAGCAGUGGUCCUCCUCCAUACACCCUUUCGUUGACAUCCUUGGACUUGUCGGCUUGCACUCUUGGUCCCUAG